Zerene cesonia (dogface butterfly) is the source of this 3672-nucleotide messenger RNA. RefSeq lists its product as uncharacterized. Bases 43 to 924 code for a protein of 293 amino acids. Gene Ontology annotation, molecular function: protein binding. The record is from RefSeq and is a predicted model, not a curated record. Gene Ontology annotation, cellular component: plasma membrane. Lineage: Eukaryota; Metazoa; Arthropoda; Insecta; Lepidoptera; Pieridae. The transcript has 7 exons.
AGUCCGCGCCGCGCCGGGCUACCGCGAGCUCGCCUCGCGGCCAUGUGGGCGCGCGCCUUUUUCUCCGUGCUGACCGCCAUCGUCGUUAUAAACGUUGGAAAUGCCGAGAAAAGCAAAUUCUAUUACAUGGACUCCCUGUGCAAGGACCACUUCUUGCAGCGUCAGUACCGCAAGCUGGAUGGAGGGGUCCUCUGGUCGCGCAAUGAACGGAACCUCGACUGCACAGUCACGUUCCAAACGCAUAGCAUCCUGCAGCGAUUUAUGCUGCACUUCGACCUGCUGCAACUGGACUGUAACGAUCACCUCUAUGUGUAUGAUGGGGCGCACGCGACCGCGCCGCCUAAGGCGGACCUAUCCUGCCGCAACACCAAGCAGCAGGUCGGCGCGCUGUUCACGCGCAGCAACUUCGUGACACUCAAAUACGUGACGGACAACUGGGGCACAGACGCCAAUGGCUUCAAGCUGGUCAUCACGGCUGUUAAGGACCCCAUAUUCCUUCCAGAACACGGUUGCAAGGAGUUCCGAUGCAAGCAGCGGGAGUUCUGCGUGAGCGCAGACCUCACGUGUGAUGGAGUGGACCAUUGUGCGGACGGGUCGGAUGAGGACACGGCUGCGCUGUGUCCUGAGAGCGGUGGCGGCAGCGCCGGCGAGGCGUGGGUGGCGGCAGCUGCCGGCGCCGCGGCGCUGGUGCUACUGCUCGUGGUAGCGGCGCUCUGCUGCUACUGCCGGCGAAGAGCACCGAACCGCCGCACACAUUUACAUUUAGAUCAAAUGGCGAGCAGCAACGGCGCCGGCGGGAAGGGCGCGGCGCCCUGCUCGCCGGGCAGCGCCACGCGGCUGCCGGGAAACUGGGCGCACCCUGCGGGCCCGCGCGGGUACAGGGCGGCGCGCCCGGGCCGCCUGCGGGCGCGGGCGCUGCGCUGAGCGGCGCCCCGCACAAGGACGAGUGGUUCGUCUGAGGCGGCCCGGUCGGGCCCGCGGGGAGGGGGCGCCGUACCGGCCCCCUACCGCUCCCAGGACUCCGGCUGGUGAGAGUUUGUCAACUACGUCUUUGUACUACGUAUCUUGUAGUGCGUUUAGUUGUGCAAUUCUAUAUUACGUUUACCAGGUAAAGUGUUAUGCAAAAUAAGCUAAUGUAUACAGACAUAGAAUAUUCUGUGUUGUUUCUAAUGUACUAUUUGUGUUCAACUAUUUGUAUAUGAUAAUAAAUUUAAAUUAAACAUGUUGUCAGUUAAUUUUAAGCUUUAUUUUAUAAACAACUUUUGGCAUUUUGAGUUGUACCUUUAGUUUAAGCAUUUUUGUUUUGAUAUUUCUCUUUGCAUAUUGUUUGUUUAAUUUUCUUAUAUUUACACUAUUUUGUGUAAUCGUAAAAGCCCCAAUAAAUUUGUAUUAGUUUACCUAUGUAAUUCACCGCCAUAAUCCAAUUAACACAUAAUAACUUUACCAUGUAAUUUUUUUAAACUGUUAAUAAUCCAGUCUUUGUACCAAAUAUGUUAUCAUUUUCUACUAUUCAUGAGAUUUAUUCAUUGCAUUUACUGAUAAAAAGACUUAGUAUUAAAAUAUGACAAUACUCUAACCGGCCGAUCAGCAAGGCGCAUUUCCACACACGCUACACGCACACACACAUACACAUAUCUCAAAUACAAAUUAUAUCUAUACGAUUUAAAUUUUAGAUAUUUUCAAAUUCUAGCGCUGCGAUUAUAAUCGUUGGCAAUUUGAAUUCAGCGCCAUCUAUUUACGAAUAUAAUUGAAUACACGAUGAAUUGUGAGAUUUUAGAAGAGGCACCAACUUGUUAAUAGGUGUCGACGAAUACAAUUUAAAGUAAUUUUCAAAUGCGUCAUCUCAGCUUAAAAGCAGAGCGCUAGUUAUCAUCUGCGCCUCAAUUAUGUCCACGGUUUUAAUUGCGCUAGAAGUAAACUAAUAAUAUCAUAAACAGGACCAGUUAUAGCAUUAAUAAUCGAAAGCAAUUAUAUUGAAUAUUCAAUGCAAUCAUAUUCUUUUACAUCUUAAAUCUGGAAAUGUAAGAGAAUUAAGUAUUUUACAUUUCAAAUGGGAAUGAUUUAAUAAUUAUACCUACGCUUUGAAAUUAAGGACUUUAAAAUUCAUAAUAACCGUUCGCAAGAGCGUGAGUAAACAUAUCUAGAAAUUGUUUUAAAGUCUCUAAUUUCAAACAAUAAAACAGUUCUAGUGGCGUAACUAUAAUGACGGCCCAUGGCAAUUUCAUCAGAUAGGAACUUUAACGAUAAGGUUCUAGGACUUAGUUCACUAUUAAAUAUCAUUCGGCCCUUACGUUCGAGAUUUGCCUGAGAACUGCCUGGAUGUUGUUACGUAACUACUUCUAAUUCUUAGACAUAUUUAUAAUUAAGAUCGUUGUAUUAUUGUGUGCACGCAGCGUGUAUCAGGUGGGUAUCGCUUUGCCGAUGUAUUUACAUCUGAAUUGUAUAUGAGAUUUAUAUAAUAGUGUAUGACGUAUGCUCUUAUAUUUUCUACUUUAUGAUAUCUGUUGGUAGGUGGAAUGUUAUGAUGUUUCUGCGAGUAUUCGUGUGGAUUAUGGACUUACAAGAUUUUCUAAUGAUAAUAUUUGGUAAGAAUAUUCAAGUGACUCUUAUACUAUUUAUAACUAAUCGAGUAAUAUAUUGAAUUGGUGGAAAGCCUAAAUUAUACAUUUGUAAUGCAGGAACAUCCCGUAAUCUUGAACAAACUGUAGUAACUACUUUAAAAAGUUAACUAAAUAAGAAAUACCAUAACAGUCCUUCGUGAUCCAACUUAAAAUAAAACUUGUGGCGUCGUGUACAGAGUGUUAUUUCGAAUGUGAAUAUACGUGGAUACCAAUGAUUUGUAUGAUGCGCCACCCACCUGCUUGAGACAUAUCUAUGGCGAUAAUAAUUGAUAAUAAUGGAUGGAUCGCGGUCAAGUCAAGCUGCUAAACUGUGUUGCAAAUUUGUUGCCAUUCGGUCGAUGAUAUAUUUGAUAAAGGAUUGAAUUAUUACAAAGAUUGAACGUAGAAACAGAAGGAUAAUGGACCGUGUAAGGUGAAAGGAAUUAUUAUAUACAAUUUGAAGAACGUUUAAAAUGUAACAUUUAGUAUAAUGUGCAAUAAUAAUACAUAAAAUAUUUUUCAUUUAGUAUCAAUUGAUAUUUCAAUCAAUUUAAUGCACUUUUAAGUUAUAACAAUAUCGUUAUAUUACUAUCCAUUAAAGAAGGAUCAAGCAGAAUGACAUUGAUGGUUUUCAGAAUGGUUGAUGCAUAACGAAUGGUGAGUUCUCAAAAUAAAGUAUACUUAUCAAGACCGCGAUCCUGCCAAGUUCAAACAAUAAACUAUUUAUAAGAUCGGAAAGUUUUAUACGUUUCCUAAUAUUUUACAUUACAAUAUAAACAUAAUCAUGACUCAUAAUCAUAGAAUAGAAGAAUUGUAUGUAUAAAUUUAAUUUUAAUAUAGAUAAGUGUGUCCUAAAGUUUAUGAGAUGUUGACGCGUAUGUUCAUACCUUUAAAUAGUACUUGUAUAUUAUCGCGCUGAUAAUAAUCUGAUGAAUCUAUCCGAUUGUAUGUAAUGAUAAUUUUAGUGGACUUUUUUUAGAACUCGUUUAGUGGACGCGUCGCGUCAUCGUAUUUUGGUGUUAAUGCAGUGUAAAUUUAUUAUGACAUUAAACAUUUUUGGCUUAUUGUUCGU